AUGGGAACGAGUGAAACGACAUCGCCGAACUUUUCCAGCUCGAUGGGAGGGGCUCUGGCGGAACCGCUGUACCAUAGCAUGAUCGAAGAAUUGAAGCAGCUCUAUGAUCCGGCCAAAAUUCAAGAUGGCAUGUUCGGAGCAAUGAUGGACGUGGCUCUCAUAAAUGACGGCCCAGUCACUAUCCAAAUUGAUUCGCGAGAUAGGUAA
Sphaeroforma arctica JP610 is the source of this 207-nucleotide messenger RNA. RefSeq lists its product as hypothetical. The record is from RefSeq and is a predicted model, not a curated record. Gene Ontology annotation, biological process: tRNA metabolic process. Gene Ontology annotation, cellular component: cytoplasm. Gene Ontology annotation, molecular function: D-tyrosyl-tRNA(Tyr) deacylase activity. The transcript is spliced from 2 exons. NCBI's taxonomy places the organism in Eukaryota, Ichthyosporea, Ichthyophonida. Bases 1 to 207 code for a protein of 68 amino acids.